UGGCGCUGUUGCCUAACUCUCCCCCUGCUUCCCCUCUCUCUCCCCGCCAGCCCAGCCUGCCUCUCUCCUGCCUCUCUGCCUCAGCCAACCCGGGCUGUGCCGAGCUGCUCCCUGCGGGAUCAGAGCGCUCCCCCGCCGGGACCCUUCUCUCACAUCCCCCUGCUGGGACGCGGCUACAUUUCCAGCCAAGCACUGCCUGCCUUGGCUUUAUUAUGUGUGUCUGCGCCGCAGCCCCGCCAGCAGAGGCAGGCAGAGGAGGAGGGAGACUGGUAGCCAGAGUCAGGACAAAGAAAAAGCAGGGAGACAGAGGCUAGCGAAGGGUUAGAUUGGUAGAAAUAUUAGGCUGCUAUUAAUACCGCCGGUAGGGCAUUGAGAAAUAUUAACAAAAAGAAAGCUUGGGUUAAAAGCAGUAGGCUAUUCUCGGGGUGGAGAUGCUGGGGAAGAGCGCAAUGUCCAUGCCACCAGACCACCACCACUGUCUAGUGUAGAAUAGCGGGACGGAACACAGGAGGCUGGUCGGUUCGGUGCAGCUUUCCCGAAGGAAAAACCAAACCACAACAGACUGAAAUAGUUUCGAUAAACUAAAAAGAAAAUAAAAGCCGCGAGGAGCGCGUGGGAAGAAGCCACGUUUCAUUUUGAAAGCUAUUUCACAGUAUCCGUCGCCUCUCUUCACCUGGACCGUCACGAACCGCUGUUGCACCGCCACCUCGCACUCGGACGGCGCCGCUGUCACUUUUCUUCAAUUACCGCGCGGGACUCAAGGUGUUUGCCGCGCGCGUGGCUGGCAGCUCGCGCCCCGGUCUAUAGUGCUGAAAAAAACCGGAGCGGCACGAGCGCCCGGGCUGCACAGGAGAAAGCAAAACGUGUGCGGGGGUAAAAGAGAAGAAACACAAAAAAGCGAGUCUGUGUCUGCGCCGAGGCACGUUGUAACGAAGAAGGGAAUAUCAACGGGAAGUUGUUCCCGUUUACGCUACAGGUUGCGCGAGCCUCCAAGCCGCUUCCACUCCCGGUGUGGGUGGUUUGUUGUCAUUUUGGACUAACGGCCGUUUCCCAACCAGAGACAGAAGCUGUCGCAUUGCAACAGGCGAAGAAGCAGCAGCAGCGAAUUUGUGGAGGAGGAACCGACUUUGUCCGCCUGCAUGGUUAGCUGAAAACACGGAACGGAACAAAAACAAUUAGAGAAUAAAACAACUAAAGCUGUUCGAGACCAGAGAUGUCGAGACGGAAACAAGCCAAACCGCGCUCUGUUAAAGCGGUAGAAGAAGGGGAGUCUUCAGAGUGUGGAGGGACCUGGGAUGAAUCAACUGUCCAGACAGAUGUCCCGGCGGCUGACAGAGAAGCAGAGCCCAAAGACGGUCAUGGGGUGGGCGCUGAGGACGGAGAACAAGAGGAGCACGACGACCGAGACCAUGAUGAUGACCUAGAUGACGAGUCCAUCUUCACCUGUGACAACUGUCAACAUGACUUUGACUGUCUGGCUGAGCUCACGGAACACAGAACCCACCACUGCCCAGCAGAUGGGGAUGAUGACCCUGCGGGGCUGUCCUGGGUGCCUUCCUCGCCUUCCAGCAAGGAUGUGGCAUCGCCCUCGCAGAUGCCCGACGGCUGCUGCGACCUCGGCAUGGCCACUGGCGGCGAGGAGGAAGGAGGCGCCGGCCUGCCGUACCCCUGCCAGUUCUGUGACAAGUCCUUCAGCCGGCUGAGCUACCUGAAGCGCCAUGAGCAGAUCCACAGCGACAAGCUGCCUUUCAAGUGCACCUUCUGCAGUCGUCUGUUUAAACACAAGAGGAGCAGAGACCGCCAUGUCAAACUCCACACAGGAGAUAAGAAGUAUAGUUGUCAGGAGUGUGAAGCUGCAUUCUCCCGCUCUGAUCACCUAAAGAUCCAUCUGAAGACACACAGCUCGAGCAAACCGUUUAAGUGCAGUGUGUGUAAGCGUGGCUUCUCCUCCACGUCAUCACUGCAGAGCCACAUGCAGGCUCACCGCAAGAACCGAGAGCACCUUGCACUGAGGAGUGAGAGGGAUGGAGGGAAGAAGGGAGCAGGAGGCGAUGUUGACCUGGAGCAGGACCUGUAUAUGUGCGAUUACUGCGAGGAGACGUUCAGCCAGACGGACGAGCUAGAGAAGCACGUCUUGACCAGACACCCCCAGCUGUCUGACCGAGCCGACUUGCAAUGCAUCCACUGUCCUGAGAUCUUCUUAGACGAGGCUUCUCUCCUCACACAUAUUGAAACACAGCAUGCCAACCGCAAACACAAAUGUCCUGUCUGUUCCGAGCAGUUCCCAUCUGUGGAGGAUGUCUACUGCCACUUAGAUAGCCAUCGUCAGCCGGACUCCUCCAAUCACAGCGCUGCCAGUCCCGACCCUCCGCUAGGCAGUGUGGCCUCAAUGAGCUCGGCCACUCCAGACUCUAGUGCCAGCCUGGAGAGGGGCUCCACGCCGGACUCUACCCUAAAGCCCAGCCAGGGCAUCGAACGAGUCCGCAGAAGAGGCCCAGACACUGGGGAAGAGAUUGGGAUAAGCCUGGGUCAUCAAGGUGGAGGGGGAGGAGGGAGCUGGGGUAAACUGACGUACUCUUGCCCUUACUGCUCGAAGAGAGACUUCCACAGCCUGGCGGUGUUGGAGAUCCAUUUGAAGACUAUCCAUGCAGAUAAGCCGCAGCAGAGUCAUACAUGUCAUCUCUGCCUGGACACUCUGCCCACGCUCUACAACCUCAACGAACAUGUGCGCAAAGCUCACCGUGCCAGCGGGGGAACUAAAGGCACAGCAGCUUUUCCCCUGCUGCAGUUCACUAAUGUCACAGCGUUCCACUGUAACUACUGCCCAGACAUGUUCGGAGACAUCAACUCUUUGCAAGAACACAUCCGAGUGUCGCACUGCCUGCCGGGUGGGAUUGUGGCGGGAUCCACCACGCUAGAAGGGAACCAUGCCUUCUUCUGCAACCAGUGCUCCAUGGGAUUCUUGACGGAGUCUUCGUUGACAGAACACAUCCAGCAGACGCACUGCACCUCCGUUGCAGGGGGGGGAGCUGCGUCUGGAGGAGCGGUGGCCAAACUGGAGUCUCCUGUACUACAGUCUGCAUCGCAGUCCUUCAUGGAGGUUUACUCGUGCCCUUACUGCACCAAUUCUCCUAUCUUCGGCUCACUCCUCAAGCUCACCAAGCACAUAAAGGAGAACCACAAGAACAUCCCUUUGGCUAACAACAAACGGCAGGCAAAGGUUGCAGACCUAAGCCCCGCCUCCUCUGACAUAGAGAUCUCCUCCCCAAAACGCCACAGACUGGGAGGGGACUCCACCCCCUCCAUGGGGAGCAACGGGGACUACCCGUGCAACCAGUGUGACCUGCGGUUUUCCAGCUUUGAGGGCUUCCAGGCCCAUCUAAAGUCCCACCUGGAGAUGCUGCUGCGGCGCCAGUCCUGCCCCCAGUGCAACAAGGAGGACUUUGAAUCCCAGGAGGCGUUGCUUCAACACCUGACGGUGCACUACACCACCACGUCGACCCAGUAUGUGUGUGAGAGCUGCGAUAAGCAGUUCUCUUCCGUAGAUGACCUGCAGAAACACCUGCUCGACAUGCACACAUUUGUCCUGUACCACUGCACUCUCUGCCAGGAGGUCUUUGACUCCAAGGUCUCCAUACAGGUGCAUUUGGCGGUGAAGCACAGCAAUGAGAAGAAGCUGUUUCGCUGCACAGCCUGUGCCUGGGACUUCAGGAAGGAGUCGGAUCUUCAGAUCCAUGUGAAGCAUAACCACCUGGGCCAGAGGUCGGGCCUCGCAGCAGGACUCAAGCCCCGGAAGUGCAUCUUCUGCGGAGAGACGUUUGGAUCAGAGGUGGAGCUCCAAUGCCACAUCACCACACACAGCAAGAAGUUUACGUGUCGCUUCUGCGGCAAAGCUUUCCAAGCCAUGUCACUGCUGGAGAGACACCUGAGGGAGAAGCACUGCCUCUUUGAUGGUGGCAACAUUACCGGCAACGGAGGUGGUACGGGGAGCGGUGGCAGUCAAAACGGGACGCCCAACGGGCUGGCACAGUCCUCCAAGCGAGGAGGAGGAGGAGGAGGAGGAGGAGGAGGAGGAGGAGGCAGCGGUGGCAGUGGAGGUGCAGCAGGUGCUGAAAGGGCAACGGUGGCGGCCGCUGAACAGGCCGAUCUGCAGAACAUGUUGCUGAAGAGUGCCGCUGUGGGAGGAGCUGGCCAGGGAGGAGACACGGUCAACAGCCAUGAGGCCAGCGGGGGGGAGGAGGAGCUGGACAAUUCAGAGCCCAUGUAUGCCUGUGAUAUCUGCGGCGCGGCCUACACCAUGGAGUCGCUUCUACAGAACCACCGGCUGCGUGACCACAACAUCCGACCGGGAGAAGAUGACGCUGGUUCUCGAAAGAAGAAGGCGGACUUCAUCAAGGGGAACCACAAAUGCAACGUGUGCUCCAGAACAUUCUUCUCGGAGAACGGGCUUCGUGAGCACGCUCAGACGCAUCGCGGCCCUGCCAAACACUACAUGUGUCCAAUAUGUGGCGAGCGUUUCCCCUCUCUGCUAACCCUCACUGAACACAAGGUGACCCACAGUAAGAGCCUGGACACAGGUACCUGUCGAAUCUGUAAGAUGCCCCUGCAGAGUGAGGAGGAGUUUAUAGAGCAUUGCCAGAUGCACCCCGACCUCCGCAACUCCCUCACCGGCUUCCGCUGCGUGGUCUGCAUGCAGACCGUCACCUCCACCCUGGAGCUGAAGAUCCACGGCACCUUCCACAUGCAGAAGCUCUCCACUGGUUCUGCACUUGGAGGCACUGGAGGAGGAGGAGGUGGGAAUGGAGGAAUAGGCGGAGGGAACGGUUCAGCCUCUUCAUCCCCUAACGGGCAGCUGCAGCAGCACAAGUUGUAUAAAUGCGCCUUCUGCCUAAAAGAGUUCAAGAACAAAGGGGAGCUGGUGAAGCUGGAUGUUAACGGUCUGCCUUAUGGCCUCUGUGCCGGCUGCAUGAGUAGGGGUACGAACGGCCAGAGCCCCAACCAGGGAGGAGCUGCCACGCCUGGGGACACGCAGGGAGAGAAGGCCAUGGCCGGGCUGAGGUGUCCGGAGUGUGGAGUGAAGUUUGAAAGCGUGGAGGACUUAGAGAGUCACGUCCAGACAGAUCACCCUGAGGUCAGCCCUGAAACCAGUGCGGCAGGAAAGAAGGCUGAGGCUUCACCUGCACCCAAGAAAAAGACCUACCAGUGUAUUAAAUGCCAAAUGACGUUUGAGACGGAAAGGGAGAUUCAGAUUCAUGUCGCUAAUCACAUGAUCGAGGAGGGCAUCAAUCACGAAUGCAAGCUGUGUAACCAGAUGUUUGAUUCACCUGCCAAGCUGCUUUGCCACCUGAUAGAGCACAGCUUCGAAGGCAUGGGAGGUACCUUCAAGUGUCCCGUCUGCUUCACAGUGUUUGUGCAGGCCAACAAGCUCCAGCAGCACAUUUUUGCCGUCCAUGGCCAGGAAGACAAGAUCUACGACUGUUCCCAGUGUCCGCAGAAGUUCUUCUUUCAGACAGAACUACAGAACCACACACUGAGUCAGCACGCGCAGUGAGACCGUGGCCCGGCAGGAUCUCUCGGCUCAGCCGGGGCCCCCGACCCGGAGCCGGCAGGGGACCCCCAUCUCCACAUCACAGCCAAUCAAAGUGUCAUUUGCUACUCACAUGUAAAACUCUAACGAUCGCGCCACUGGGCGCGGCUAUUAGGAGCAGCGGGGGAAAGGAAUAUUAAUGGGAUAUGCUAUUAAAUAAAGAAAAGGGAAAAAAAAGUGGGUGAGAGAAACGGUAAGAGCUAGAUGAAGGAAAGAGAGGAGUAAAAAAAAAA
This is a messenger RNA of Perca flavescens (yellow perch), 5820 nucleotides long. It is a transcript of the gene znf423, whose product is annotated as zinc finger protein 423. Bases 1214 to 5551 code for a protein of 1445 amino acids. NCBI's taxonomy places the organism in Eukaryota, Metazoa, Chordata, Actinopteri, Perciformes, Percidae. The transcript is spliced from 21 exons. The record is from RefSeq and is a predicted model, not a curated record.